AUGGCGCAUCACCAGUUGGGCAACGGCAUGCUCGUCUCCGGUCCGCCGCCGACGCCUCCGAGGGGUCGGGAAACGAGUUCGUCGUGCACGAGUCCCUACACUUCCGGCGACGCCAAGAACUCCGGCGAAUUCGCCAAGAUGUUCGGCAUCCCCUCGGUGGAAUAUUCAGUCUCCGCUGCGGGAUCCCGGUCGGCUCACCCUUCCGGGUCAAAGAGAACCCCGCACCCUCCGUCUCCGAUCCCGACCACCGGCCUCAUCAUCUCCGGCGACUCUUCCCGGCGGAGGGCGAGGCAGGGGGGAGCGGUGACGGUGGUGGAGGGGAAAACGUUCGAAUACGGGGUGCCGAGGGCGUGCAUGUGGCUGGUGGCCGCGGUGCUCUCGGUAGGGCUUGGGCUCGGCGGGAUUCUCUUGGGGGUGGCAGGGCGGCCGGAGCUUCUGGCAGCGGUUGCGGCCGCGUCCGCCUUGGUGGGGGCGGUGGCGAUCUGGAACCGUGCGAUGGGAGCGAAGGAAGUGGAGAGAUCCAUAAGGAGUCUCCCCGACUACCCCUUCAACGGCCCGACCGAUCUCCCAAUCGGGCAACUGGUCAAGAUCACCGGGCACGUGACGUGUGGAAGUAUUCCUCUUGAAACAUCCGGCGAGGAGGGGAUUAAUUGUAGGUGCGUUUAUGCGUCCACUCAAUUGUACGCGAGGAGAAGAAGAAGAUGGAGACUGAAAAGCUCAGAGAAACUCGUAGCAGAUUUCUACAUAUCAGACUCGACUUCAGGGAUGAGAUUUCUGGUGCGAGCAGGCCAUGGAGCCAAAGUUACUCCUUUUGUUGAAUCAGCUGCAACGGUCUUGGAAAUCAACAGCGAGGAGAAAACGCUGUCAUGGCGGAAGGAGCAUAACCUAUCGAUACAAAACCAGUUGCGCCUAGAAAAAUGUUACAUCAGAGAAGGUGAUAGUGCGAGUGUGAUCGGCGUCCUGAGGACGAACAAGGACUUGUUGAUUGUGGAUCCGCCUUCGGAUUCGGAUCUUCUGUCUACGGGAUUCAAGUGGUGGAGGUGCUUGUUCCCCUUCUUGGUGAGAGGCCUUAUCCUAAUUGGAAAAGAAAGUUCAGACGAGGUGAUAUAUCGAGUCUGA
Zingiber officinale is the source of this 1119-nucleotide messenger RNA. RefSeq lists its product as uncharacterized. The transcript is spliced from 4 exons. The record is from RefSeq and is a predicted model, not a curated record. The coding region runs from base 1 to 1119 and encodes 372 amino acids. NCBI's taxonomy places the organism in Eukaryota, Viridiplantae, Streptophyta, Magnoliopsida, Zingiberales, Zingiberaceae.